AUGCCACUCAUCAUAAUCACAGGCCUCCCCUGCUCGGGCAAAACGUACCGCGCCCAGCAAAUCGCUUCCUCGCUGGCCGGCUUCAUCCACUCCUCCGCUAAUGAACCAUCAAUAUUAAAAAGGACCAUCCAGAUCGUUCCUUCGUACCAUGCGUCUGCCGAUGAUGUCAACAGCUCAAGUUCUAUAGAAAACACUACGCUUCGAGACCAGGUCUACAACGACGCGUCUCACGAAAAGACCGCAAGGGCAGAAGAAUUCUCCUCGAUCAAGCGCGCUCUGUCGAAAGACAACAUCGUGAUAGCUGAUGGAUUAAAUUACAUCAAGGGCUACAGAUACCAGUUGUGGUGUGAGGCGAAGGCCGCGGGAACGAGAUGUUGCGUCGUCCAUGUGGCUGCGCAGGAGGAUGAGUGUAAGAGGUGGAAUCGAGAGAGACUGAGAGCCUUCGAUGAGGAGGUAGGUGGUAGCAGUGGCGAUGGCGGCGAUGGAAAAGGAGAUUGGAACGCGACGGACAAACCAACGCGGCACAAGCAAGGGGAGAGUAUACUGGGCGACCUGAUCCCGGAAAGCCAUACUGCUAUCUACGGCGAUCGGGUCGUGGAGAAUGUGAAUAGCAGGUUACGGUCUUCGUCGAUGGACGGGUUGGACAAUGAGGAUAGCGAAGAUGCUGUGGCUCAGACUCUACUAGACGACGAAAUGGCUUUUAAGUCCCUGUACAUCAACCGGGCACAUGCAGACCCUCCAUCAUCAACGGAAUCAAAGCCACCAGAAGCCUUUCCACAUCAACCGACGGUUCACUCGCCCUCGAUCCCAAUACCACCACCAACAUCCUCUCCUCCAUACUCGUCCUCGACUCUCAUCUCCCUAAUAAUGCGCUACGAACCCCCUUCCCCCUUCUCUCGCUGGGACACUCCUCUCUUUACUGUUCCCUCGUCCGACGCAACCCCUCCGAUACAGGAGAUCUGGAAUGCAAUCUAUCCCCCGCCCUCCAAACCGACCAGCAAGAAAGCGCUGAGCCAACUACCUCCAUCCCAAAGAUCUAACGCCAAUGGCAAUGGCAAUGGGACGAGUGAACCUGUCUCACCCGCAUCAGUCACGACGCGCGAGAAGCCGGCUGUAGUGAAACCCCACGCAGCGACUGUUCUCCCUCGCGCCACGGCCUCGGACGCCCUUCAGACCCUCGAAUCCGCAACCAUGGACGUGGUGAGACAUCUACUGGCGCAAUCUCGCGAACAGAAUCUGUCCCAAGGAGGAGAGGGUGGCAACGUGCUCCUCUCCAUCCCCCUUCCACAACCGACCAACUCCUCCACCAACCCAGCCGAGCCGCCAACGACAGUGAAAAUGACCAUCCACAUCCCACCCGGCCUUCAACUCUCACAGCCCAUGCUGCAGCGUCUCCGGAGAAAUUACACGCAAAUCCAACGGGGAGGGAUCGCUCACGGGCAAGGAUACAUCAGCGGACGGAGGGAAAUCAUCGAAGGCUUCGUUGGCUUCUUGGAGGCCGAAUGGACUGCAGAAUGA
Molecule: messenger RNA, 1518 nt
Organism: Cladophialophora psammophila CBS 110553
Lineage: Eukaryota; Fungi; Ascomycota; Eurotiomycetes; Chaetothyriales; Herpotrichiellaceae
Exons: 2
Coding region: 1-1518 (505 amino acids)
Source: RefSeq, a predicted model, not a curated record